UCAGUUGGCAUAAACAGGAAUCAAAAACUGUCUCUGUUCUGACUGAGAAUGAGUUUAAUUAUUCCUUCAGAUUAGCGCAUAUCCGAGUCGAGUCACGUUAAUAAUCUAUAGGUGGAGGAGGACAAGACGGAAAAUAAAAAAAGCAAGAAGCACUUCCACUUGAAAGUUAGAAGUGUUAAGUUGCACCUUGUCGUGUAUUUGGAAUUUUCACCCGUUGAUUUAGAUUCGGUUUGUGGGUUGAAUUUUAAUCGAGACUCUUUUCACCUUUUAUCUUAAUCAGAUGUAAGAGGCGGUAUGGGUAGGGAUUGGAGGGGUCUGGCAGCAGGUCUCGUCUCGCUCGCCUUCCUCGUAGCCUUGACUCACCUGGCUCUUUACGAAUCGGAUGUCGUCAAAUCGGAAAAACCAACAUCGCAGACCUCGCCGCCUCCGAUAGCCGUGUUUCGCACUACACCCGUGCUGUUCCCGACCUCCUCGUCUGCCCCGUCCCAAGUCGCAGCUCCAAAACUGCACUUCAGACGGACGAGUCGCAGGCUUCCUCAGGCGAUAAUCAUCGGUGUGAAGAAGUGCGGGACAAGAGCCCUUCUUGAAAUGCUCUAUCUUCAUCCAGGAGUAACGAGAGCAGCUGGUGAAAUACAUUUCUUCGACAAGGACCAAAAUUACAACAAAGGCUUGGACUGGUAUAGAAAAAGAAUGCCACACUCGUUCAAAGGGCAGAUAACUAUUGAGAAGUCGCCGAGCUAUUUCGUCACCCCUGAGGUCCCCGAGAGGAUACGCGCUAUGAACUCGAGCGUGAAACUGCUUCUUAUUGUCAGAGAGCCAGUCACAAGGGCGAUAUCUGAUUACGUCCAACUGAAAACCCACGCAGCAACAGCGGCAUCGCCGACGCCCCAAUUCAAGCAAUUGAGCUUCGAACAACUUGCAAUACACGGCGACGGGUCUGUCAAUAUUGCUUACAGGCCGAUAGCGCUUUCUCUUUAUCACAUCUACAUGCACCGCUGGCUCGAAGUCUUUCCGAGGCAGCAGUUGCUCGUCGUUAACGGGGACAGACUGAUCGAAGACCCCGUAUCGGAGCUGGAAAGGAUCGAAAGCUUCCUGGGGCUCGAGCAUCGCAUAAGUAGGCAAAACUUCUACUUCAACAGGACGAAAGGCUUUUAUUGUCUGAGGAACGGGACUGAGGACAAAUGUUUGAGGGAGAGUAAAGGGAGGAAACACCCCAGAGUGGACCCAAAGGUCCUAACGAAAUUGAGACGCUUUUACGUAGAGCACAACCAAAAAUUUUACGAGCUCGUCGGUGAGGAUUUAGGCUGGCCGGAGAAGUAGCGGGCAGAGCUGAUCAAAAUUGCCCUAUGUCAAGCAACAACACAAAAAGUUCUUUCUUUCUAUUUUUCAAAAAAAAAAAA
Molecule: messenger RNA, 1400 nt
Organism: Cimex lectularius (bed bug)
Lineage: Eukaryota; Metazoa; Arthropoda; Insecta; Hemiptera; Cimicidae
Gene: Hs3st-A
Product: heparan sulfate glucosamine 3-O-sulfotransferase 1
Exons: 6
Coding region: 295-1320 (341 amino acids)
Molecular function (GO): [heparan sulfate]-glucosamine 3-sulfotransferase activity
Source: RefSeq, a predicted model, not a curated record